This is a messenger RNA of Ceratina calcarata, 1381 nucleotides long. Its product is annotated as venom acid phosphatase Acph-1. Gene Ontology annotation, biological process: dephosphorylation. Bases 215 to 1363 code for a protein of 382 amino acids. The transcript is spliced from 6 exons. The record is from RefSeq and is a predicted model, not a curated record. Gene Ontology annotation, molecular function: phosphatase activity. NCBI's taxonomy places the organism in Eukaryota, Metazoa, Arthropoda, Insecta, Hymenoptera, Apidae.
UGUAUAUAUACAUACUAUAUGUAUACAUAUAUGUAUAUAUAUAUAUAUAGUCAGUGGAAACAACCAGUGAAGCAACUGGAAUGAUAAAAGACACGAGUAGCUGACAGUCCACUCGCUUCAUUUAAAAAUAGUUCCAGUUACGGUCUCUACGGUGAAGCCAUUCGGCGUAGCUAUUUUAAAUUUUACGUCUUAGUUAUCUAUUUUUUCCUCUAAUAUGUCUCGCGCUCAAUUACUCACAAUAGUAACUAUUCUUAUGAUAGGUUUAUAUUUUCAAGUGGCGAACACGGAGCUUGAAGUAGAACUGGUACAGGUGCUAUUCAGACAUGGAGAAAGAACACCGCGUAUAAAAGAAAUGUGGCCGACCGAUACGUUGAAUGAAACCGCUUACGAGCCAUGGGGUCUUGCUCAACUGACGAACGAAGGAAAAAUGAGGGAGUAUCGGAUAGGAAAGAUGUUGAGAGAACGGUAUGAUCAAUUUCUGGGACGCAUAUAUCAUCCUUCCGACGUCUACGCUUACAGUUCGGAUCACGACCGGACGAAAAUGUCUCUUCAAUUAGUAUUGGCUGGUCUCUAUCAUCCGACUGAAAUGCAAAUGUGGAACGCGAAUUUGUCUUGGAUGCCUAUACCAACGUAUUAUAUGCCAGAGAAAAUUGACGAUUUAAUGAAACCAGAUCUCUCUCCGUUAUACCUCGAGGCAGUGGAUGAAGUACGAAAUUCCGAGGAAAUUCUUAAAAUAGUAUCGCCUUACAAUAAACUGUUUAAGUAUCUUAGUGAAAAAACCGGUUUGAAUAUAACGAAAACAAAUCAAGGAUAUGAAAUAUAUAAUCAACUUGUAGCGCGGAAAACUAUGAAUCUACCGAUGCCUGAGUGGUGUACCGAUGAAAUAUAUGAAAAACUUCAAGAUAUCGUAAAGAUCGAAUAUACCAUUCGCUCGCACACGCCUUUUUUGAAACGAUUGAACGGCGGCGCUAUUAUUAAAAGGUUCAUUGAGAACAUUAAAGUGAAUGAGGAGCGUGAAAGGCCAAGGAAGAUUUAUCUCUACAGUGGACACGAAGUGAACAUCGCUGCUGUUGCAAAAUUGUUCAAUUUUACGGAACCCCAAAUACCCCCGUACGGGUGUGCGAUUAUAUGCGAGAAAUUGAAAGAUCAGGACGGCAAGCAUUAUAUCAGGAUACUGCUUUGGGGAGAUGAGAAGUUAGACACUUAUAGAAUAGAUGGAUGCGAAGAAAUUUGUCCAAUGGAAAAAUUCCUAGAUGUCGUAAAGGACAUGCUUCCUACUGAUCAAGAAUUUAAUCACAAAUGGGAUUAUAUAUCGAAAGAAGAAUUAAAAGAAUUGUACGAGGAAAGAAUGAAUUUAAAUUAAAUGUUAACUAUUACCAUA